GUCAGAAGCCACAACUUUUGUCUACAAAGGACUAGGUGUCCCAUCGGAAGAACAAGGCGAUCAAGCUUAGAGACCCACCGUGAAUUCAGAGCUUACAAGGUUUGGUUGUCUAAAUAAUUGAUUCCGAGGUUGGGCUUAGGUGGGCAAAUAUGGGGCCCAAAACUAGAUGAUGAUUGAUGAGAAGGGGAGAUUUGAGUAGAGUUUGAGUGGAAACUAGGUGAACAUGCCGGAAGAAAAAUUUAAUGAAAAGGAUUAAAAAAAACCUUAAUUGUACCAGUUGGGGAACCGCAGGGCGUAGGAAAAGAUGGUUUUGGUGGAAAUUUGACGAGAGGUCCGGCCGGUUGCGGGUCGCUUCCACCCUCUUUCUACUAAAACUCUCCUUCCUCUACACCUUCUCCUCCCACCUCCACUCCUUACCUCCUCCUUCUCCUCCUCCUCCUCCUCCUUACUGCCUCUCUCUCUCUCUCUCUCUCUCUCUCUCUCCCUCCCUCUCAGAUUUCGUUUCCUUUUCUCCCCCACCAAUCAGACAGAAAAGCUUACAGCAACUCACAUCUCCUCCUCCUUGAAAGCAAGUUGGAUCCUCAUUGGCUUCUUUUUCUUGUUUUCUUUCUUUUGUCGACAAAACCUUCAUCUCCCAGCCAAAAGAUGAGCCCUCCCCUCCACUGAACCAAGUUAGCAUCUCUCUCAUACACACGCUAUCCAUCCAUGCACUCGAGCCUCUACUUGUACCAACCAACGCAAGAAGCGUAAAGCUUUGCUCUCUAAGCAAAAUGGAGAUCCUUCAUUGACCUUAUUGCAGCUUCUUCCCCAGUCCAUUCAACACCAACACCAACACCAAAAAAGAACCCAUUUUUUCCCUACUUCUCCCACUAGACAACAUACAAAACCACAAAAACGCUGUCUUUUGACACCAAUGGCCGAUCGCCCCAACUCUUCUGAGCCCGAAAGCAGCGGCGCCAAUUCCAUGUCAUCCCUCUCGUCCCCUUCCUCCCUCUCCCGGGCCACUCAGAAUCCAUUGCCAAAGACUAAGAAGGGCAACCCCAACUUCUCUCCUGAGUCCAAGAAGGGCGGUGGCGUGAAGCGCUCGCGGGAUAGCAGUAGGCAUCCGGUGUACAGCGGCGUCCGCAUGCGGAACUGGGGGAAGUGGGUGUCCGAGAUCCGGGAGCCCCGCAAGAAGUCGCGCAUCUGGUUGGGGACCUUCCACACGCCGGAGAUGGCGGCGCGCGCCCACGACGUCGCCGCCCUCAGCAUCAAGGGCGCCUCCGCCGUCCUCAACUUCCCGGAGCUUGCCGGCACCCUCCCCCGCCCGGCAACCCUCUCCCCGAGCGACAUCCAGGCGGCCGCGGCCAAGGCCGCCUCCAUGGACCUCGCCGCCCCGCAGGAGGAGGCGACGGAGGCCCCUCCUUCACCGGCGACCCCCGAGGAGCUGGGGGAGAUCGUGGAGCUGCCCCGGCUCGAUAAUAAUUCCUUCCUCGACUCGGCCGACUCGGGCGGCGAGUUCCUGUACCACGACUCGGUUGACUCGUGGGCGGACCCGCUUCGGUGGGCGGCGGAGCGCGGCGACGAGUACGGGUUCUCGUCGGAUCAUAUGUGGGGUUUGUCGGACGGAUUGGUUCCGACCAACUUUGAAGCUCUCUUGUGGGAUUACUAGAUAGAAGAGCAGGGAGGGAGCUUUUGAAACUCGUCGAUCUCUCUGAAUCUUUCCGUGCAAUGGUCCUUUUAUUUAUCUGCAAGCCUUUUUUAUGUCUCUUCUGUACUUCACCCUUUUCCUUUUUGUGGGGCUUUUUGGAUUUUCCCACGUUAGUUUUUCAUCUUGAUCAAAUUGGCUCCGGGAGUAGCCACCAUUCCCUCUCGCCGCUGACUGAUCAAUUGUAUAGCGUUUUGGAAAGGAUUGGGAGAAAAAAGAAAUAAAGAUAUGGAAAUUAAGAUAUUCGGUUUGUGCAAGUAAGAAUAUUUUGCUCCCCUUACUUUUGGGCAUAGAUUCACUAGGAUGCAUGCAGCAUUGCAGCAUGCUACCUAACCAUUGUUGAAAAAUGAAUAGCAAU
Molecule: messenger RNA, 2045 nt
Organism: Phoenix dactylifera (date palm)
Lineage: Eukaryota; Viridiplantae; Streptophyta; Magnoliopsida; Arecales; Arecaceae
Product: dehydration-responsive element-binding protein 3
Biological process (GO): regulation of DNA-templated transcription
Molecular function (GO): DNA binding; DNA-binding transcription factor activity
Source: RefSeq, a predicted model, not a curated record